This is a messenger RNA of Arabidopsis arenosa, 3351 nucleotides long. Lineage: Eukaryota; Viridiplantae; Streptophyta; Magnoliopsida; Brassicales; Brassicaceae. The record is from the annotation of a GenBank genome assembly.
AUUUAACCAAUUGUAUUCAUUUGAAGAACCAUAUGCAUAAGCAGAGUCCUGUUUUAACUGACCGUGCCUUAAUGAGAGACCUCAUUGUUCUCCAAAGGUCACGCUCACUUAGAGAUCCUUCUGCGAGCCCUCCUGCUUGGAACACGCCUCCUUCUGUUGUGGAUUUGCUUCCUAAGAAAGGUGAUCUUGUGGAAGGAGGAAGAAGAUCUGUUGAUCAGAAGAAGUCUAGUCGUAGGUUGUCUGCUUUGAGUGGUUCUUCACCUGUUGUGAACUUUGGGACAUCUAAAGUGACUCCUUCUGAUGAAAGGUCGGGUCCGGUUAGUGGUGAAAGGGAUAGUGGUAGGAGAGUUAAGAGAGAUGAAUCUAGUAGAAAGAGUUAUAGAAUUGGGGAUGAUUAUCAAAAUGUUAAUGAGGUUGUUUCUCAUGGUGUUGCUUCGGGUAAUUCGGGAUCAAAAGCUAGUAGGAGGCUUAGUAGGGUUAAUGAUGCUAUUGUUAAGACAUUGUCUGAUCAGUUAAAUGAGGUUGUUGUGGGUGAUAGUGAUGAUGUGGUUUCAUCUAAUGUUCGUCCACGGGUUCGGUAUGGUGGUGGCGGUAGUAAUACUAGGGGAUGUGCGGGUGGAAUGAGUCGGCCUAAAAGACGGAAAUUUAAAGGAACGAGGAGAGUUCGGGGAAAGAGUAGAGAUACUGGUGGUGGUAAGAGUGAGAUGUCUGUUGCUUCUAACACAUUGCCUCAAGGUGAGAAACAUGAGGGAGAAAAGGAGGGAUUUGGGGAACAGAACAUGACUAAAGCUUGUGGGAUUCCGUUUAAUUGGUCGAGAAUUCAUCACCGAGGGAAAACUUUUCUCGAUAAGGCGGGUAGGAGCUUGUCUUGUGGUAUGUCUGAUUCAAAAGGUAGGAAAGGUGAAACCAAUGAGAGAAAUGGUUCUGAUAUGAUGAUGAUACAAUCUGAUGAUGACUCAAGCUCCUUUAUCCCCUCUGAUGGUGAAGCACUUCCCUUACUAGUUGAUAGUGCAGAGAAUGAUGGUUGGGUGCACGAUUACUCGGGGGAGCUAGGGAUUUUUGCAGACAGUCUGCUCAAGAACGAUGAAGAUUCUGACCUUGCUUCAGAAGGAAGGUCAGGGGAGAAAAAACACAAAAAGAAGAGCCAUGUAAAUGCUCGGCAUCGACAUCAGCAACAACAUCAGAGUCUAACGGAAAAAUACACGCCUAAAACAUUCCGGGAUCUCCUUGGUCAGAAUCUGGUGGUACAGGCUCUUUCUAAUGCAGUUGCUAGACGAAAGCUUGGACUUUUGUAUGUCUUCCACGGGCCAAAUGGAACCGGAAAGACCUCUUGUGCUCGGAUAUUUGCAAGGGCUUUGAACUGUCAUUCCAUGGAACAACCAAAGCCUUGUGGCACUUGCAGUUCUUGUGUUUCACAUGAUAUGGGUAAAAGCUGGAACAUUCGGGAAGUGGGUCCUGUCGGGAACUAUGACUUUGAGAACAUCAUGGAUUUACUCGAUGGUAAUGUGAUGGUUUCGUCGCAGUCACCUCGGGUGUUCAUAUUUGAUGAUUGUGAUACCUUGUCAUCUGAUUGUUGGAAUGCACUGUCCAAAGUGGUGGAUCGAGCAGCGCCACGUCGGGUAGUCUUUAUCCUCGUGUGUUCGAGUCUUGAUGUACUGCCUCAUGUGAUCAUAUCGAGGUGCCAGAAAUUCUUUUUCCCGAAACUCAAGGACGCGGAUAUAGUUUACUCAUUGCAAUGGAUUGCAUCAAAGGAAGAGAUUGAGAUAGAUAAAGAUGCAUUGAAGCUUAUUGCUUCAAGAUCAGAUGGUUCCUUGAGAGAUGCUGAGAUGACUCUUGAACAGCUGAGUUUGUUAGGACAGAGGAUCUCUGUUCCUUUAGUUCAGGAACUGGUUGGGCUUGUUUCUGAUGAGAAAUUAGUGGAUCUUCUUGAUUUAGCUUUAUCUGCAGAUACUGUAAAUACUGUGAAGAAUCUGAGAACAAUAAUGGAAACAAGUGUAGAACCAUUGGCUUUAAUGUCUCAGCUUGCAACGGUCAUAACCGAUAUUCUUGCCGGUAGUUAUGAUUUCACUAAAGAUAGGCAUAAAAGAAAGUUUUUUCGACGGCAACCAUUACCUAAAGAAGAUAUGGAGAAACUGAGACAGGCUCUUAAGACGUUAUCCGAGGCAGAAAAACAGCUGAGAGUAUCAAACGAUAAACUGACUUGGCUCACAGCCGCAUUGCUUCAAUUGGCUCCUGAUCAGAACUAUCUGCUUCAACGUUCGUCCACUGCAGAUACUAGUUUUAACCGUAGCCCAAUACCAUUAGAGAACAAUGGAGGUAGAGAUAGCGCAGAUCACCAUUUGGAUCCUUCUAGUGAUCCAGCAGGUGGAAGAAGUUCUGGAUUGGACAGAAGAAGAGGAGAUAGUAGAAAAAACCGACCCGCUGUUGAAGAAAUUUGGUUAGAGGUUAUCGAGAAGCUUAGAGUUAACGGUUUGAGAGAGUUUCUUUAUAAAGAAGGAAGAAUCGUCUCUCUUAAUCUCGGAUCAGCUCCUACUGUGCAUCUAAUGUUCUCUUCGCCGUUAACCAAAUCCACGGCUGAGAAAUUUCGUGGCCAUAUUAUGCAAGCGUUCGAGGCGGUUCUUGAGUCUCCUGUCACUAUAGAGAUCAGAUGCGAGGCAAAGAAAGACCCAAGAAACAACGUGCAUCAUCAUCAUCAGCACCCACCUGUGAAAGACAAAAGCCUGCCACAAUCUUUAGCACUCAUUGGCCACGAUUACAACAUCGAUGGAAGUGGAAGAAGUGAGAUAGUAGAAGUUACUGAAUCUAACGGACAAAGACGACAGCAACAAGAACAGAAGCAGCAGGAAGAGGAGAGGACAGAGCGAGUUGGUUCUUCUGCUUUAGCCCGAGCUAGAAGGAAACAUUUGGAAGCAAGCCAGAGUCAGAACCAGAGCCAAAGCAUCGUGAGAGGUAAGGUCUCGUUGGCUCAUGUGAUUCAGCAAGCUGACGGAUGCACACUCCAAAACGGUUGGUCUAAACGCAAGGCCGUGUCUAUCGCCGAGAAGCUGGAACAAGAGAAUCUGAGACUUGAACCAAGAUCAAGAAGCUUGUUAUGCUGGAAAUCGUCAAGAGGUACACGUCGCAAGGCCACGAGGUUGAAGAUGAGAACAAGAAGGGCGAGACCACAUUCGUUAUUGAAGCUCGUGUCGUGCGGGAAAUGUCUGUCGACAAGAUCUCCAACAAGAUAAAGGCUUUUGUUCUUUGGUCGAUCAUACGCAGAUUUUACUGUAAUUUUAAUCAAUGUAGCUUUCUUCGCAAUUUUUUCAAUCAUUAUGGAUCUGUUCUUACCACCAAUAAAUGGAUUAGUUCUAA